AUGGAUGAGAUGAUCACAACAGAAAGGGGGUAUGUUAGAUCCUUAGGAUAUAUCAUCAACAACUAUUUUCCGGAAAUAGAAAAAAAAUAUUUACCUCGGGGUUUGUGAGAGAAGAAGAGCAUUAUCUUUGGGAACCUCGAGAAACUCACCGAUUUCCGCAGCCAACGCUUUCUGAAAGAGCCGGAGCACUGCAGAGAUUUCCCACUCUCUGUCAGCCACCGCUUUCUCAAACACCUAGAACAGAUUGGCAUGUAUGCGUUGUACUGCACGAACAAGCCACAAUCAGACGCCUUGCUACCCAGCCAUGGAAAUGCCUUCUUUAAAAAUAAGCAACAGAAGCUGGGUGCUAAUAUGGAUUUGGCCUCCUAUUUGUUGAAGCCCACUCAAAGAAUGAGCAAGUAUGCACUUUUACUGAAGGAUAUGAUCAAGGAGUGCACAAAAGCCCAGGAGCAGAAACUCAGUGAUCUGAGGACUGCUGAGGAGAUGGUGAAAUUCCAGCUACGGCAUGGAAACGACCUGCUUGCUAUGGAUGCUAUUCAAGGAUGUGAUGUUAAUUUGAAAGACCAAGAACUGCAAUGUCAGGAUGAUUUUAUUGUUUGCUGUGGAAGAAAGAAGUAUUUGAGGUAUGUGUUCCUCUUUGAAGAUCUUACCUUGCUUAGCGAAACAAGAAAGAUUAAUGGGGGAUAUGACAUCUAUAUGUACAAACAGUCAUUCAAGACAGCACAGAGUGGAAUGACAGAUGUUGGAGAUAGUGGUCUGAGGUUUGAAAUCUGGUUUCAAAGGAGAAGAUCAUCCCAGGACACGUACAUCCUUCCAAACUCAGCAGAAAUUAAAAUUCCAUGGACUAAUAUCAUAGCAAAGUUUCUUUGGAGACAGGCUCUAAGGAAUCAAGGUAUGCAGUCUAUAAAGAUGUUUCAGUUGCCAACAGCUCUGGACUCACGACAGUAUUGCAGCUGCGAAAGCUGGUUGUGUCACGACUGCUGUGAGCGGGAGUAUGGCCCCAGCCCUGUGGUGCGUGGUGACAGGUGCUGA
Haliaeetus leucocephalus (bald eagle) is the source of this 1032-nucleotide messenger RNA. It is a transcript of the gene PLEKHG4B, whose product is annotated as pleckstrin homology domain containing, family G (with RhoGef domain) member 4B. Gene Ontology annotation, molecular function: guanyl-nucleotide exchange factor activity. NCBI's taxonomy places the organism in Eukaryota, Metazoa, Chordata, Aves, Accipitriformes, Accipitridae. The record is from RefSeq and is a predicted model, not a curated record.